Lodderomyces pseudojiufengensis is the source of this 3237-nucleotide messenger RNA. RefSeq lists its product as uncharacterized. The transcript has a single exon. The record is from RefSeq and is a predicted model, not a curated record. Bases 1 to 3237 code for a protein of 1078 amino acids. Lineage: Eukaryota; Fungi; Ascomycota; Pichiomycetes; Serinales; Debaryomycetaceae.
AUGGAAUCUAAGGGGGAUCAAGAUUCCAACGAUAUGGAUACCACAUUACUUAAUUUCAAUAGAUCUAUAUCACAAAUUAAUUCAAAUGACCAACAAAAUACAUCAUUCGUCAUUGACUCGCAUGGUGAUGUAGAAUCAGAGUCAGAUGUUGAUGCAGAUGAUGAUUCAAAUGGUUUGGAUGAAGAUUCAGAUGGUUCAGAAUUUUUACCUGAAGAUGAUGAUAUUAAAACUAAGGAUUGGUAUCUAGCACAUUACUCAUCAAAAUUAUUAAAAUCAAUUAUGCAAUCAUAUAUGAUGUUGGAUGGCGAUUACCAAGAUGGAUUCGCUCACUUCAGAAUGAAUUAUCCUGAAGAAGCUAAAGACAAAUCAGUUGAAGAAAUCGAUAAAUGUUUUGAAUGUUUGAUUGAUAGUUUGAGAACUACCACUUAUGACGAAAGUACUGUGGAUAUAAUUGGUGAAAUGUUAAAGGAAAGUAAUGAUGAAAGGUUGCUAGAAGAUAUUGAAAAGAUACUUGAAAGAGUGCCUAGACUAUUAGAAAUUGAAAUUAUUUAUAUUUAUUAUUCAAAUUUUGGGUCAAAUAAUAAAUCCGGUACUGCUUAUUCGAUGGCAGAAAAGGAAAUGUUGAUGAAUGUUACCUUGAAUAGAAGUGGAUUUUUGGUAGAUGCAAUUAAUGAGCUUCAAAAUCAAGGUUACUUUAAAACUAAAACAUCAGGUAGUGUCACUUCUAUAUAUGGCAAAUUAUUGAGAUCUUUAGAAGCUAAAACAUUUUCCAACAAUGAAAUAGAAUUUGUCAAAAAAUUGUUGACUAAUGUCCCAACAAAUCAGGUGUUGGAAAUGGUUAGAAAGUGCAACCCUCCAGUUACUUUAAAUACCCUAGAUAUACUUUACAUUUACCAUAUUGAAAUACAGGAAAAUUCGCUUCCCCAAUCUUUUUGGAACGUUCGAGACAAGGCUAUAGUCCUACAUCACUUAUUGAAAAGAAAAGGGUCUGUUGAUGAGGCCACAGAUGACAUGAAAAAAAAUGUUCUUCAAGGUCGAACAAAUUCUGCAGUUCAACAUAUUUAUUCAACACUACUUGGAAUUUACGGUAAAAAACAUUACACUGAUGACCAAAUCAAAUUGGUGGAAACAAUUUUAAAACAUUCAAAUGAAAAUACUUUAUUACAAGAUAUUAAAUCGAAUAGUGAUAAAUUCUCCGAGUUAACUUUGGUGGAUGUUGUAUAUGUUUAUUAUUUUAAAGUUAAAAAAGUGUCGUUCAACAAAUCAGAAUAUUCUGAGUUUGAAAAAGUUCUAAUACUUAAUCAAAUACUUCAAAGAAAGAAAGAAAUAGCAAAAGUUGUUGCAGAACUACUCAAAACUCAUUUAUUUGGGAGAACACCAACAGGUAUUUGUGGAACAUACCAUCACAUUAUUGCUGAACUAGGAAAGAAGAAAUAUACUACAGAACAAAUAAAAUCAGUAGAAGCAACUUUUCAAGAUGCAACCCCAAGCACCAUUCUCGACUAUCUCAUAAAUGAAAGACGUCCUUUUCAUUCAUCAUUAAAUUCAAUUGACGUCGUCUACAUCUAUUACGUAAAAAUUUUAAAAGUAUCAGGCUAUAAAUCUGCUUAUUCAAAGGAAGAGAAAGAAGUAAUGAUGUCUCGUAUUUUAGGAAGAAAUUACUCCACUCUGGUCAUGGAAGUAAUCACAGACUUGAUCCAAAAUGACUUCUGGGGCCGAACAGAUCUGGGACUUGCAUCAACUUAUAACAACAUGAAUCUAGAAUUCAAAAAGAAGGAAUACAACAAAGAGCAAAUUGAAUUGGUUGAUUCACUAUUUAGAAACGUAUCUAAUUCAGAUUUAUUACGAAAUGUUAGAGCAAAUAUGAACCAGUUGUCAUCAUUAAGUGUUUUAGAUGUAUUAUAUAUACAUUACGUGAAGCUUGUUAAAUUAGAAGAAAGAGAAGAGUUUGUACUUCAAAAAAUAUUGAGUCGAGAUGGUAGUAUCGAUGAUGAGGUUUUAAAAUUACGUCAAAAUUACUUUUAUGAAUGGGACAAGUCAUUUGUACACACAAUUUAUAAUAAUGCUAUUGCUAAAUGUGAAAACAAAAAUUACACUGAAGAAGAUAAAAAGAAGGUAAAUCAUUUAUUAAGAGACACGGAUGACGAAUCAAUUUUAUUGAAUAUAAAAUCAAACAUAAACCAAAUUUCUAAUUUAAACACUUUAGAAAUUUUGUACAUCCAUUAUGCCAUUAACCAGGCUGUAUUAACUCAAGAGCAUCUUAAUUCGGCCGACAUAAAUUUCAUUUUGUUUGAAGUUUUCAAUAGUUCCAAAACAUUGAAAGAUAAAAUUGCUGAUUUAAAAAAAAAAUAUUAUAAUCAUAAAACAGAAUCAAGUCUCAAAAAAUCAUAUGACAAAACAAUAUACCAAUUGAAUAGGAAGACGUACAAAGAUGAAGAAGUAGCUUUUGUCACAACCACAUUUGGGAACACAAAGACCCAAAACCUUAUGCAUGAAAUGGACUCAGCUGCUUUACCUGAAGGUUUAAAUGCUUUAGAUGUAAUAUUUCUUUAUUUUAAAAAGGUGACAAAAACAAAGGCUACAGUAGAAGAAAGAUUUUCUGAAGAAGAAAAGUUAGCAAUAUUACAUCAUUUGAUUGGGAAAAAAGGUUUGACAAAUAAAAGUGGAUUGGCUAAGGCUGUCUCACAAAUUAAAAAAAAUUUUCCAAUUGAUGCAAAAGAUUACACUGUAUUUACUUUGUUUCAGAAGAUUAAUGAGAAAUUGAGUUCAAUUAAAUACACUGAUCAACAGGUAAAAUGGAUCAAAUCUAAUUUUAAAAACACCAAGUUUGAUGAUUUAUUGAAAGAAAUCAAUGAAAAAGUCGAGCAAUCACCUAAUUUGAGUAAGCUCGACAUAUGUUUCGUGUAUCAUACUGAAAUUAUAAAAUCGGUAACAAUCAAAAAAGAUAGAAAAAAGGCAAACUUGACUAAUGCUCCCAGUUUGGAACAAGAUAGAAAAGAGGUAAGCUUGAACAGUGAUCUGAGUUUGAGAAGAUCCCUUAGAUUCGCAAAUCAAUCAAAUGUGGUUCCGUUGACAAAUACUGAGGUUGUUGAAGAUAAUAUAAUUGGUGUUGAAAAUAAUUUAAUUAGUGUUGAAGAUAGUGAAAUUGAAGAAGAUAGUGAAAUUGAAAAAGAUAGUGAUUAUGAACCUGAAAGAACAAGUAGAAGAUUAAAGAAAAGAAAAAUUGCAAAUACAUAA